GGGUUGGAAGUUGGAACGAACCGAACCGGCGCCAUUACCCUCGACGUAUCCGUACGAACGUGACUGUGUCUACUUUUCGCUUGUGUUUUUUCUUCAUCGAUCGUGUUAGAACAUCUUUACUGCGCAGUGUAAGGUUGCUAUUAACGAAGUGACUGGAAGGCUGAACGAGGACAGAGAGUUCGCUACGAAAUGGGGGCGAAGUCCCGGGAGUUAAUACUGCUCCUGGCAGUGUGUGCGCUUGCAUUCUGCGAGUCCGUCAACAAGACUGUCAAGAAAGAUAGCAAAGACUCCGACAACUUCCUCAGUCAAUACGAUGAAGAAUACGACACAGACGAUCAGGAAGUACUGUUCAAUGAAGACAAACCAUGUCCCAGAGAUUGUCUGUGCGCUGUAUCGCAAGGCUACCGGAUGGCUAAAUGCACGCGGUUAGAACUCAUCACACAGAAGUUUGGGGACGAUAUCACAGACCUUGUAAUUGAGAACUCUGUCAUCCCCGUUGAACUCGAAGAUUUUAUUUUCAAAAAGCUGGGCCUCGACAAAGUUGCAACUAUCAAGAUCGUAAACAGCACGAUCACCUCGGUCGGAUCUAACGCCUUCCACGGACUGCAUGAACUGUACGCUGUUAAUUUGUCUAACAACAAACUAAAAAGCUUGCACCCAGAAACCUUCGCUAGCAAUAAAAAGUUGCUCCUGCUGACUCUUUCAAAUAACCCAUUGAAAUUCCCCGCACCUGGAUCACCGGAUUACUUCUUAAAUGCUUCUUCAGUGCAGGAGCUUGAUAUUUCAUACUGUGAUAUGAAAUACAUCGCUGCCAAUACAAUAAAAAAUAUGCCCGGCCUUAUGUAUUUGAAUUUAGCCGGAAACAAUUUGUCUGAAAUGGAGGCCGAUACGUUUAAGACUCUUCUUGAUUUAGAAGAAAUAGACUUAAGCGAUAACAAUAUCAAAUCAUUACCUGACGACAUUUUCACAGAAAAUACUGAGCUCGCUACGCUCCACAUCCAAAGAAAUCCGAUUGACUCAGUAUACGGAAUACAAAUUCCAGAUCUUCUUACUUUGAAUGCAGGACAGACAAACAUUAAAUUCGUAGGACCGUCUAUGUUUAAUGGAAUGACCUACAUUGCAAAUCUGAACCUAAGCGGUAACAGUAUUGAGAAAAUUCAUAAUCAGGCCUUCCACAAAUUAGUUGAACUAAACUAUUUAGAUCUAUCAUACAAUGAUUUGGACUUCAUUUCAAGUGCUCUUAUCAAGGAAAAUAUUGAAUUGGACAUCUUCAAAAUAUCUAACAAUCCAAAACUAAAGCAUUUACCUAUGGAAGGAUUCAACUGCUCCGCUGAACAGUUUAACAUAUAUUUAUUCGACGCUUCUAACUGUGGUCUUGAAGAAGUCUACGACGACUCACUCAAAACGUUUACUGCACUAUCUCAAAUUAACUUGUCUGGAAACAAAAUAAAAUCCAUAAAUAAGCAUGUAUUUUCGCGAAGUCCCAAACUGGUUGAAAUUAACCUGUCAUACAAUAUGUUAACAACAUUAGAAGCUCAAACCUUUGCGAAUAACAAGGAUCUAGGAAAAUUAUACCUCCAAGGAAAUCCGUUGAAAGUUCUGACUGCCGAAGUAUUCGUACACACCCCAGUGCUCUCAGUGCUGGAUAUGAGUCAUGGGGAUUUAACAGCUCUUUGGAAAGUAGAAAAGACCCAACCGACUACGCUGUUAAACAAUCUGAGUUUCCUAAACGUUUCAUAUAAUCGCAUCACCGAAAUCAAACAAACGGAAUUAGACACCCUUAACAAACUGAGAUCUCUCGAUAUUAGCAACAAUCCAUUAACAUGCAGCCGUGAAUUUGAGAAUCUUAUGACUUGGUUGAGUAAGCGUAAAGUAUCGCCAAAAGAAAACUCUGCCAUUAUUGCCAACCUAGGCAAAGAUACGAAGGAAGAUGACGGCUCAUACAGCUGGGAGUUCCUUUCGCAAAUAACAUGCGGUACUGCUAUGAAACAUAAUAUUGAACCUCUUCCAACCGUGUCAGAUGAGGAAAUUUGGGAAAGAAUCGACAAAGACGCCGAAGGAAACUUCGAUUUGAAGGAUACGCUUGAUGAUGGCAAAAUAGCUGACGAUACUAAGGACAACGAAAAGGAUUAUGAUGAUGAGACAGCUGAUGACAUUGACGACGACGAAGAUGAUGACGAGGAUGAAGACAAAGACGAAUCAGGAGAAGAAUACGAUGAAGAUGACAACGUAGAUCUCAAAGUGAAACUGAUCGAAAAACCGCCAAAGAAUUCUUUGGAGCCUAAACCUACUGCAGCAACUGACCCGAAAGAAAAAGUUAAGAUUGACAUCAAGCUAUUAGAGAACGAUCACAUGUAUGACGACCUCGAGCCUGAAGUGUACGUGCAGGCACAGGAAGGAAAAGCUGAACACGGCCAUUACGAUUACCUGUGGCCAAUGUUGAUUGCCAUUUUGGGCGCCCUGCUACUUCUAAUCGUAAUCGCUAAAGUUAUGAUGAUGGUGUGCAGUAGGAGGAACAAGCAAGUGAGAUACAACAGUGCCAUAAUCGCUGCCAUGAGCCAGCCCGGUCGUACAAAGAAGGACUGUGGAUUAGUGUACCAACAGCUUUCUGAGGACCUGACGAGUCCGGCCACGCCCAAACUCAACCGCUACGCCCCUCUACAUAGCGUCACUGUGAAGGCAUCCAACAUGUCUUACGAGAGCAGUCCCUUCCACCACAGCAACAUCGUGCCGGAGGCGGUGUGAGUCCAGCAGUAGAAAUUAAAUAGUUGUAAACACUAAAUUAACAACUGCGUUAACGUUUAUAUAAGCAGCAAGUGAUAGAUGUAAGCGCUAGUGGUCUAAGAUCCGGCAUUAGAAAUAUACCCUCAUCUGUUAUUCAUUAGUGAUAAGAAAUAAAUGAUAGAUAAUGUUUGGUUACACAUGCAAAUUGGUUGCCUUGUUAAAAACAUUUCUCAUACAAAAUCU
Molecule: messenger RNA, 2967 nt
Organism: Bicyclus anynana (squinting bush brown)
Lineage: Eukaryota; Metazoa; Arthropoda; Insecta; Lepidoptera; Nymphalidae
Gene: Gp150
Exons: 3
Coding region: 190-2745 (851 amino acids)
Cellular component (GO): extracellular matrix
Molecular function (GO): protein binding
Source: RefSeq, a predicted model, not a curated record